Molecule: messenger RNA, 174 nt
Organism: Racocetra fulgida
Lineage: Eukaryota; Fungi; Glomeromycota; Glomeromycetes; Diversisporales; Gigasporaceae
Source: the annotation of a GenBank genome assembly
CACCAGCGCAAAGGCCAGAAAGCUCGCUGCAGGUGAACCUUCUCGGGCCAAACAGCCCGAUAUGAUUGGGAAGAUUGCCGUUAAUGGAAAGUUUGCUUAUGAGGCCAUGUUCGGUGAAGUAACUGGUGAGGGUAAGAACAACACCGAAAAGAAAAACCUAAUCGAUCUGAUUAG